Messenger RNA from Microthlaspi erraticum, 903 nucleotides. NCBI's taxonomy places the organism in Eukaryota, Viridiplantae, Streptophyta, Magnoliopsida, Brassicales, Brassicaceae. The record is from the annotation of a GenBank genome assembly.
AUGGAAGACGACGGAAAGCGGCGGAAAUCUUCUGUUUGCGACAGUGUUGCGGAUCAGGACAAGACCGUUAUAAGCAAGAUAAUGCAACGGUUCCGUCCGAUCGCACCAAAACCAAUUGUCGGUGAAUCCUCCGACGAUUCAAAAAGCUGCAGAUUCCUUGGAAGAAACAGAAGAUCUAAAAGAAAGUAUGUUAGGGCUCGGAAUAAAAACGUUAGUAGUGGUAGUAGUAAUAAUAACAACAAUAGGAUAAUUAGUAAAAGGAAUGGUUGCGAUGGAGAGAUUAAAAAGACCGAUUUUGAUAAAGAGAUAGACGGUGAUGAUAGAAGCGAUAUAGUCACGCUUCAGUUGCUACCGGAGAUCAAGGAUAGAGAUCUAAGAAGUAGUGAAUAUCAAGUUGGUGAGUAUGGUUCGAUCGUAGAGCAGCCGUUAUCUUUAGAUCGGACGGUGGUGGAGUCUUGGUUGACGGUUGAGUGUGUGAGUGACACGCGUAGUGACUUGGGAGGGUAUCACAUCCCGGAGCUAAGCCUUAUGGAUCAGGGAGAGGAGAGAGUGAUGGGGAUGUUAGAGGUUGACACGUGUCCCUGGCUACUUUCGGAUGGAUCAAACCGGGUAUAUUGGGUAAACCGGGCGUACCGGAGAAUGAUUGGAGAUCCGGAUGCAGAGGUGAUCAAAGUGUGGUUGGUGGUGGCGAUGGACCUUAUGGAGGAGAUGGCGUACCUGGUAGAGUUAUACGGUGCGGUGACGUGUAAGGUUAGGUUCCGGUAUAAGCUGUCCACGUGGAAAAAUGAGAAGAGAUCGGAGUCGGAAGUGAAGAUGACGGUGCCGUGUGAUGUGUGGAGGAUUGGAUCAGAUGGGUUUGCUUGGAGGUUAGACGUUGAAUCAGCUCUAAGACUCGGCAGGUAA